Messenger RNA from Cyphomyrmex costatus, 3751 nucleotides. RefSeq lists its product as uncharacterized. Bases 1 to 3444 code for a protein of 1147 amino acids. Lineage: Eukaryota; Metazoa; Arthropoda; Insecta; Hymenoptera; Formicidae. The transcript has 15 exons. Gene Ontology annotation, molecular function: protein binding. The record is from RefSeq and is a predicted model, not a curated record.
AUGGUCAGCCAACACGCGAUGGCCACUACCGUCCGUAAAGUUAAGCAGGAGAAUCGUCUUAGGCGGCAGAAUCAAAGCCAAGAUGAAGAGGGGCCUUACAAACCAGUGCCACCACCGAAACCGGUGUCGAAUAAUCAGAAGAAUCAAGACGUUCAGCAGGACGAAUACCGGGAGCAGUCGGUAGCCGAGCGGCCGUCAUUGCGAACGACUUCCGGUCCGGAAAGGGCCAACGUCGCAGAGGACGGGCAAGUACGAAGCGCAACCGGGCAGCCCUUUGCACCGGAAUACAGGAUGCCACCCUUGUACGGGGAGGAGCAGAGUUCGGGUCAGGCUCAACAGGCGGCCAGUUUGCAGACUCACAGCAGCAAGUUCCCGAUAGAACGCGAGUUGAUCCUGUCAUCGGGAGACAAGAAUUCUAAGAUCCCUAUUCUUCACGAAUACAAACAGAGGACCGCCGGAAGAGUCGCCAUCGCGCCGGAUGCGCCGAUCAAGCAACAGGCCUGGGUUCAAGAGGGAACUCAGAUGCAGGAAGUAAGACAGGACGGCCAAGCGAGAAACUAUCAGUCACAGGACGCCUACUCAUCGUCUAGCGGAGCGGUGCCGAGGACAACGAAGAUUGACGAGGAAAAGACAAAGUCACUCUCCAGAACUUAUCACACGAUUAAGGACAUGAUCUCGAGUCGUUUCGGACCUAGUCGCAAGGACAUUGAGCCGGAACCGGAAGCCAGUCUAAACAACGUCACGGAGGAGCUGCGAAAGUCGAGCAGGAGCAUCGACGAUGACGAAACUAGGAAGAAGGAAGGGAUUUAUGGAAAACCUCGCGCGCAGGAGCCGGUUAAUGUGCAACAAUAUUCAAAGAAUACUUACGGUCAAUAUGGUCACUCGUACGGCUAUCAAAGUAACCAGCAAAAUAUACCUCUACCAGGUCAACUGCAGCCGACCGCGACUAUUCAGCCGAAUUUACCAGGGCAAAGCGCUCAGCUUCACGUAACACACCAUACUCCGCCAGGAGGAAUUCAAACAGUUCAUCAAACUCAAGUUCCUGCUUUUGGCCAAACCACGACAGGUGCGCAGCAGGUGCAAAAUGUUACGAGGGAGUACAUGGUUCAGACAUCGGGCGGUAUGACCGGACAGCAAAUACAUCAAGGAAUCCAUCAGAAUCCCACGCAAGCACAGGGGCAAGGCACAGCAGUGCAAAAACCGCAUGGUCUAUCCGUACAACAGCAUCAAGUGGGCAAUGCGAUGUCGACGACGAGUCCAAGCUUCCAGAGUCCUCAGCAGUUACUUCAUCAGAAUCAGAACCAUCAUCAGAGUCCACGAUUCGCACAACAGCACGCUCAGAACAUGCAUCAGCGUCAGCAAUUAAUCCAACAGAUGCACCAGCAGCAAAUGGCCGGCCAACAGGGCUCGCAAACUGCAAGUGCGCGAAAUAUGCAGCAGUCAUAUUUUCCCAAUAGCGUAUCUUAUCAACAGUAUCAGCAGGCGCGACAGGCGAUGUCGAGGUCGCAGAUCGAUCUUCCGAGCACGUCAAGACAAGCGCAAGAGCUCCGAGUAUCGGGCCAAGAGGUUUACUACCAUUAUGCUCAAGGAAGGGCUCGUUAUGGCAUUCCCCAGGUGUAUAUGAAGACCGAGAGUAAUCAGGAAACGGAAUUUCAGAGGCGAAACUCUGCGAAAGGUAUCGAGAAAGCGGCUUCACAGCCGCAACUCUGUUACGAAGAUGAACGAAAUACCGAGGUUUCGAAGAAUCCCGGAGAGAAUAUGAAGAAUUUAAUAGUAGAUCCGUUGGAUAAAGAGAGAUAUGAGAUUACGGUAGAAGAUCGAAGUCAAUGUGAGCCCGGAAGAAACGGAUUACAAAGGAAUGAGGAGUAUCGACCGGAAACCAGUUUCGGUAUUCGAAGAGAUGAGACACGAACAUCAAAGAGAGAGCAAGAACAGGGAUCGUCGGGUCAAGAGGGAGGUCAGAAUUCGGUAGAGGGAAAUUCUGUGCAGAAGAGGAUCGAAGAGUUGCAGAAGAGAACGGAGCAGGAGGGUCAUUUAAACUCCAAGCCACCAAAGGAUGAUACGGACGGCUUAAGGGUCGGUUUAGCUACGAAAAUGAUCGGCGAGGCAUCGAAAAGGCUCGAUGGACAAUAUAGCGGGAAGGAAUCCGUCGUGAAAUCAGAUAGGAAAGACGAUCUGGAGCAGGGUAUCGGCCGAUUGAAGAUCCAGAAUCAAGGCUCAGGCUCGGAUUACGACAAGGCUGGCCAGAGUUCUUCGAAUGUCGAUUCAGGAAGGGGCUCCGCAGUCUAUUCGAGUGGAAGAUGCCCGCCGCCCGAUGAUCAAACUUUAGCGCAAGCACAAGAUUCCGAAUGGGUGGACAUAGUGGAGUCAGAGCUGAGGAGUAUUUUGGAGCCCAGGGACGUUCCAGCGAUGGCGCACUCCACUCUGUCCGAAAGUGUAUCCUCGGUGACACCGCCUCUGCCACCAUUGUCACCCCAUGACAGUCCACGUACGCCGAGAAAUCGAUACUCAACGAGUUUGCCGUAUGGAUCGAAACCAAGUUAUAACGAUUACGGCAAGGCUAUGGAAAAGAGGGGUUUCUCGAGCAGCACAAAACAUCGUGGCGCUUCGACGUCUAAAAAGGAGGCUGCAAAAAAGUUUUCUCACCUUUUUGGUGUAGAAGCUGCUGAUUUAACAUCCACCACGACAGGACUUGAUUUGGACUCCAUGUUGGAUAGAAGCGAUUCCGAUCUCAGUACCACUGAUGCAAGGACAAUUAGGAAACAACUGGAAGGAUUAGAAAAUAUGUAUAGCGAAGUACUUAAAUUACUCGGUGGCAGCGUAAAAAAGAGGCGGAAGGCUAGAGGACUCACUAGUUAUGGUUCAGUUUCAUCGUUACCGACAUCCUCUGUGUCAUCAAGACCUGUCACAAGGCAUCAUGACAAACGUAGAUCUCACGUAAUUGACGACAGAAUGAAGAAAGCCAAAGACAUUAAGAGCAUCAACAAGCGUUUUCAGCGACUAGAAUCUCACGUGGUAACACUGGCAAGAUCAGUGGCCCACCUGAGCUCGGAGAUGAGGACUCAGCAUCUGAUGAUACAGGAAAUGGAGAGCAUAAAAUGCGAGAUCGCAGCCCUCAGAACACAAACGAGCAUGGCGAUGGUGAGAUCGCAGUCGCAGCCCCUAAUCAAGGAUUCGGAACUGCCGGCACUUUCGAAUCCCUCGAGAGUGAAGAAACUGACCAAGUUUUUCGGCACGGAACCUCCCCUCAUCAGACUGUUCCUGAGGGAACUUGGGUAUGAGAAAUACGCGACCGCUUUCGAGAAAGAGAAAGUCGGGAUGGUGGAGUUGCCUUACCUGAGUGAGGAGAGACUUCAAAAGAUGGGGGUUCCUUUAGGUCCAAGGUUAAGAAUCCUCCAGGAAGCAAGAAUCUCGGUGUGCAAGGAUCCGAUUUACGUAGUAUAAAUCUUGCGAACGGUGCAAAAACAUUUCGCAAUGCAAGCAGACGGAAUUGCGAAAAAAAUGCCAAUAAAGAGAAGAAUGAAGAACAAAAAUCAAACGAGGAAUAUUUGUUUUGUGCCGUUGACCGAUGAACGCAUUAGAACGUUCCUCGGGGCAUUUCUCGUAAACGAGCUCGAGAGCUCGAAACGGUCCGUUUGAGCGACAGCUCUUUUCCCCGUUUCAAUCAAUAGCCGUUUGAAAGCUAUGCUCACGAAAUGCUGAAAUUGUUUCACCACGUCUUUAGGUUGACAGAUUUGUUUUGUUGUAAGUU